AUUGAGUACAGAGAGUGAAUCAGAUGUCCAUAUUAAGUGCCAAACAAAGAUCCGAUACAUUUGCUUGUGGGAAACAUUUUGGAAAGUCACGUAUUUGACUGCAGAGGAUUAUAGUACACACCGGCAACUGACACCGGAGACUGUUUCACAUCUUAGUACGUUUUAGAGGAGCUAGAAAACCAGAAAAGUCGGAUUUGAGGACAGAUGAAUGAUUGCUCGUGGUUUGACCUGACUAACAUGGGAAAACAUUAGGAACAAACACAUAUUUAAACGAUAAGACGAUCAGGAGAAAAUUGAUUUAGGAGGUUAAGAGUAUUUAACUACUGGAUGUUAUAUCUCCCUAUUAUUAACAUCGGAACAUCGACUGAUAUUAAAACAACAAACCUAUUUUCGAUGUGUUACAACUGGAAGUAUUUUGGAUAACAAGGUCGGAAUAACACUUAUUUAAAACUGGAAUAUUAGCCGUGUAUCACGUGACAGGUGAUAUACUAAAAUAUCACCCGAUUAAGAUGGCAUCCAAGAAACCAGUGGAUGUAUGCUGUGAAUGGAUAGCGGAUCAAAAGAAAAGCAUCCAUCAAUCUGAUUAUGGCUCAAACAGCACAGGAGUCAAGGACGCUAUAGUAAAACAAGAACACACGGAUAGUAAUGUGAAAAAAUAUAAGAGUGAAAUCAACAAAGCUAUCCUAACGGAAGAUAUCAAAGCUGAUAGCAAUAAUCUCGAGACUAUGUACGAAAUUCUCACGAAUAUCUCCAGCAAGAAACUUGACUGUCUUACGGUUCUACAAGAAGUCAGUGGACUUGAAGAAUUAUGUGGAAACCUAGGUAACCAAAUAGACACAAAGUCCGUGGAGCUAGCCUCAAAGUACCAAAAGUCCGACCAGUUAGUGACUGAGAAAGAUGAAGAGAAGAGGACAAAAACUUCUGGCAAAGAUCUGUCAAUGGCUGCCCAGGGUUGCAUCUAUGCCCUCAAAGAGAACUGGAUCUGGAUGACGAAGCUGAUGGGAUGUCUUGACGUACAUGUGAAGAAUGCUGCUGAAUACCAUCAGUUCUUUCAUGAUGCCGACGAGUACGAAACUUGGUUAUAUGGUGUAUACGAGGACAUUAGUGGGGGAAUGGAACACGAGAAGUUCAAGGGGACUUACCAAGAGGCACAACAGCUGCUCAUUGAAAUACAGAACAUUCUGACCAGCUACCGACAGUGGCACCACAGAAGUGAUCACAUGUUUGAAAGAGCCAGGCAGGUUGUCCCAGUUGACAAGAGGACCACUCACAUAGAAGCUCCUGAACCUAUACGAGCAUUGUGCCAUUAUAAAACAUCUGAGAUUAGUAUCAGAGAGGGAGAGGAGCUACUUUUGAUUGACAACAAAGAUUCACAAAAAUGGAGAGUAAAGAACUACUUAGAUCGGGAGGCAGAUGUCCCGGCAUUAAUCUGCCUCAUCCCGCCUCCUGAUGGAAAAGCUGUAGAGUUAGCUAUAAGGUUACGGCUACAACUCCUGGCCGCUUGGACGAACACCAUCAAGAGGUUCGGCAAGAAGCUAAUUAGGUUCAUGUUAGUCGUCUUCAGGGAUUGGUGUGAUGCCGAGGGUCAAGCAAUUAACGGGAUGUCCUUAAAACAAAAGAUUGAGGUACUCCAGUCCCUAGAAAUCAAAGACCGUGAGGAGAUCUAUAGAAUUCUAGCUUUAAUCGAGGACACUCUAAGUGGUAACUGGUCAGACUAUGCAGGAUUCGUCCUCCUGCAAGAGAAGCUUCUUAGCUUGAAGCUCGUUUUGGAAGAAAGCGGAGACGAAGUGAACCAAGAUCCUUCUCUGGUGACGUCCCUAGUUGUACAAAUCAAGAUGCUGGAAAAACUGAUGGAAAGAUACAAGGAAUUAUGGGGUGACUGGGAGAAGUACAAAGUGGUAGUGGAGACUUCUAAGCAGCCUGAACUUAUGUUGAUAUGUGAGAAAUGGCAACAGUUACAGUUUGUCAGCUCGGCAUAUUUCAAUAAAUACUGGCAAACUAACAUUGAUGUUGAGAAAGACAAACAUAGAUCUGAGGUAACUGUUGAAAUAGAGGAACUGCAGGAAGAACUGUCCCCCACUGUUAGCUCUGAGUAUCUCUCUGAACAACUUAUUACACUUGACUUACAGGUUAAUGCAAAUGAUCUGAAUCCUAAAGUGACCAUUGUUCAACAGCCUGAAGUGAAUGAGACUACAACCACCACUACUAAGACCAUUACAACAACAACCAUAGAGGAACAGGAGAUGCUGGAUGCUAACAAAAAUAAACAAAAGCCCCAAAAGAAAGAAGAAGAGGAAGAAGAAUGGAGUGAAACUACCGAGGAACUCACCAAGACAACACAGAUAGAAACUACUAGAGAAUGGGAGAGAAAAGGUACCAAAAUAGAGAAAGAUGUUAAGAAGAAAGCGCCAAAGGUUGAAUUAGAAUGGGAAAACAAAGGAACCAAGAUUCAACAUGGAGACACGUCACACGGUGAUGGCUGGAGCGAGACUGGAGACUACAUCACAAAGACUACAUCCUAUGGAUUAUCUAGUUCAGCUAAUAGAACACCAAAUGGUGUUGCCUCAUCGAGGACUGUUGAGAUUAACCGUUCCCCUGGUUACCAACAAGGGUCAGGGGGUCGUAGUGAGGUAACUGUAAAGUCAACCACUUACAGCCUCGAUGAUACCGACCACUAUCCUGGUGACUCUAGGGAUUAUGAUGAAAGUGGCGAGACCAAGAAUGCACAUGCCGAUGAAAUUAUGCAUGCGUCCAGAGAAGAACAGAAGAAAUUCGUCAUCCGAUCGGUAGUUGAUCCAAGAAAUAAGGACGAGAUAUCCCUACAGCAAGCUAUAAUGUUAGGCAUUAUAGACCCUAACAAAGGACUGUAUGUAAAUCCAACAACUGGCGAAACAAUUCCAAUACCAACUGCCAUGAACGAUGGGCUUAUAUCCGUUGAGUUUCAGACGGUGAAAAGAUCCCGUGAGAAGAUGGACAAGUUCGGUUUGAUUACGAUCAAAACCAAAAAAGAGCAACCAAAGUCGUAUACAAUUAAAAACGUACUUGAUAUGAAGACAGAAAAAGAGCUAACACCUGAACAGGCCUCAAGACGUGGUAUCCUUAAUGAAGAUGAACAUACAUUUAAAGAUACUGCCUCUGGUAAAAGUAUGUCACUCUCCGAGGCUAUUGAACAGGGUUGUGUUGCUGUAGAAUAUGGCGAACCGGAGGGACCUCCUGAAUAUGAAACUAAGACGUAUGCUGUGAGAGCAGCCGUUGACCAACGUUUAAAGAAGAAGAUUCCAUUCAGUAUGGCUGUGACUCGGGGUGUAAUUGACAGAGAUACUGGAGCUUAUGUCAAUAAUGUCACACACGAGAGCAUGUUCGCAGGGGAUGCAAUAAUGCGAGGAUUCCUCAAAGCGAGAUUGGUUGAUGAGUCAGAGUCCCAUUCACUGGACAUUAACCCAGAGAAUAAGAUUGUAAUUGAAAAGGUACAGAGCAUAAAGAAAAAGUUAUUCCAACCUUUGAAGAUUUUAAGAGCUCUAAAAGCAACUGGUCAAAUUGGACACAAGAAAUAAGUCUUUGGUCGAACUAUAUAUGCCAUAUAACAGACGCCACUCCAAGUCUUAGGUCUGACUUUAACUACGCACACCACUCCACUAAGUUUAAACUAUGACAUCAAGUAAGAUGUACAUGGACGCCAUCUUAAGUCUUAUAUCUAACUAUGACAUAUAUGGACGCCAUUCUAAGUCUUAGUUCUAACUAUGAUGUAAAGCAGGGCAUAUAUGGACGCCAUUGUAAGUCUUAUGUCUAACUGUGACAUAAAGUAGGACAUAUAUGAACACCAUUCUAAGUCUUAGGUCUAACUAUGAUA
Owenia fusiformis is the source of this 3850-nucleotide messenger RNA. NCBI's taxonomy places the organism in Eukaryota, Metazoa, Annelida, Polychaeta, Sabellida, Oweniidae. The record is from the annotation of a GenBank genome assembly.